GGGCGUUCCGGACACGAUUCGUGUCGUGUCUGCUGUCAAUUCGACAGCAAUUUAUUAAAAUUUGACAUUUACCCAGUAACAAUUAAGUAUCGAAAAUGUCAGAUUCAAAGUACUUCACGACCACCAAGAAGGGGGAGAUCUUUGAAUUGAAGUCAGAAUUGAAUAAUGACAAGAAAGAGAAGAAGAAGGAAGCAGUGAAGAAGGUGAUUGCCUCGAUGACAGUGGGGAAGGACGUGUCAGCCCUAUUUCCAGACGUCGUCAAUUGCAUGCAGACCGACAACCUCGAGCUCAAGAAACUUGUUUAUCUUUACCUGAUGAACUACGCCAAGAGUCAGCCUGACAUGGCGAUAAUGGCUGUCAACACAUUCGUCAAGGAGCUAGCCACAUCUCCGAUGACAAAGGACUGCGAGGAUCCGAAUCCCCUGAUCCGUGCUCUUGCAGUGCGCACCAUGGGCUGCAUCAGGGUGGACAAAAUCACAGAGUACCUGUGCGAACCCCUGAGGAAGUGCCUGAGAGACGAGGAUCCGUAUGUCAGAAAAACGGCAGCUGUUUGCGUUGCUAAACUGUAUGAUAUCAAUGCAGGGCUGGUCGAGGAUCAGGGAUUCUUGGAUCAGCUCAAGGAUCUGCUGUCUGAUAGUAAUCCCAUGGUGGUGGCAAACGCAGUGGCCGCCCUCUCAGAAAUAAACGAGUCGUCCCCGAGUGGUCAGCCCCUAGUGGAGAUGAACGCCCAGACAAUAAAUAAACUGCUGACGGCUCUGAACGAGUGCACAGAGUGGGGUCAGGUAUUCAUUCUGGACUCUCUAGCCAAUUACUCGCCGAAAGAUGAUCGCGAGGCCCAGAGCAUCUGCGAGAGGAUAACUCCUCGCUUGGCUCACGCCAACGCAGCAGUUGUGCUCUCAGCAGUAAAAGUCUUGAUGAAAUUAAUGGAAAUGCUGCAGUCAGAGUCUGAUUUCGUGGGGACCCUCACGAAGAAGCUGGCACCACCCUUGGUGACGCUCCUGAGUUCUGAGCCCGAGGUGCAGUACGUUGCUCUCCGCAACAUCAAUCUCAUCGUCCAGAAACGUCCAGACAUUCUCAAACACGAAAUGAAAGUCUUCUUCGUGAAGUACAACGAUCCAAUUUACGUUAAACUUGAGAAGCUGGACAUAAUGAUUCGUUUGGCCUCGCAGGCGAAUAUUGCGCAGGUGUUGUCCGAGCUGAAGGAGUACGCCACCGAGGUGGACGUAGAUUUCGUGAGAAAAGCAGUUCGAGCGAUCGGUAGAUGUGCUAUCAAGGUAGAACCAUCAGCCGAGCGAUGUGUCUCGACACUUUUGGAUUUGAUUCAGACAAAAGUGAAUUACGUCGUGCAGGAGGCGAUAGUAGUGAUCAAGGAUAUUUUCCGUAAGUAUCCGAAUAAAUACGAGAGCAUAAUCUCGACCCUCUGCGAAAAUCUCGAUACCCUGGACGAGCCCGAGGCGAGAGCCUCGAUGAUUUGGAUAAUCGGUGAGUAUGCAGAGAGAAUUGACAAUGCUGAUGAGCUCCUCGAGAGCUUCCUCGAGGGCUUUCACGACGAGAAUACCCAGGUGCAGUUGCAGCUGCUGACAGCAAUUGUCAAGCUUUUCCUGAAACGACCAACGGAUACUCAGGAGCUGGUGCAGCAGGUGCUGAGUCUAGCCACUCAGGACUCUGACAAUCCUGACCUUAGGGAUCGAGGGUUUAUAUAUUGGAGGCUGUUGAGUACAGAUCCCGCAGCUGCCAAGGAAGUAGUCCUGGCUGAGAAGCCCCUGAUUUCAGAGGAGACAGAUCUUUUGGAGCCAACUCUCCUGGACGAGUUGAUCUGUCACAUUUCGAGCCUGGCAUCUGUCUACCACAAGCCCCCCACAGCUUUCGUGGAGGGGAGGUCAGCAGGUGCGAGGAAAUCUCUACCAGCGAGGACUAACUCCAAUGAGGAUGCUCAAAGGACCUCUGCCCCUCAGGCCCAGGUGAUUCCAGCACAGGAUUCUCUCAUUGGAGAUCUUUUGAGUAUGGACAUUGGAGGUCCUCCAGCAGUAGCUGCCACCCCAGCUGCACCCACUGGCAUGGGCCUAGACCUCCUCGGUGGAGGUCUCGACAGUAUCCUCGGGGGAGGGGACACGGCAGCCCCCGCUGUCUCACAAACCACCACUGGAUUGCUUGGUGACAUCUUCGGAUUCAACCAGGGCCCAGCCCCUUACGUGCCACCUAAAGUAAACUGGCUGCCAGCUGAGAAGGGCAAGGGCUUCGACAUCUGGGGUACAUUCAACAGGAAGAAUGGACAGAUUUCCAUGGACAUGACCUUCACCAACAAAGCAAUGCAGAGUAUGGGAGGAUUCGCAAUUCAAUUGAAUAAAAACAGCUUUGGCUUGACUCCAGCUACACCUUUGGCUGUUCCUGGACCGUUGGGACCUGGGGCAAGCAUCGAAGUCUCUGUUAUACUCUCCACUACUGGAGCUGUUCAAAGAAUGGAACCCCUUAACAAUCUUCAAGUGGCCAUCAAGAACAAUAUCGAUGUUUUCUAUUUUGCCUGCGUCGUUCCCAUGCACGUGUACUUCACUGAGGAUGGACAGCUCGAUAAAAGGGUCUUUCUCUCCACGUGGAAGGACAUUCCUGCACAGAACGAGGUCCAGUACACCCUCAAUGGCAUCAUGCUUACAGCUGAUCAGGUCGUGCAGAAGAUGCAGCAGAAUAAUGUCUUUACUAUUGCUAAACGGAAUGUCGAGGGACAGGACAUGCUUUAUCAGUCUCUCAAGCUUACGAAUAAUGUCUGGGUACUCAAUGAGUUGAAGAUCCAUCCGGGAAAUCCUGAUGUUACUCUCUCGUUGAAGUCUCGCACUGUGGACGUGGCUGCGGGUGUCUUUGCCUCCUACAACGCCAUCCUUCAUUCUUAAAUUGAUGGAGAUGAUUUGAUUUGGGAGGAGUGACGAUCGGGAUGGGAGAAAUGUUCAGGUCACUGACCUGGGGAUAUUCCAGUAGGAUUAAUGAAAUUGUGUACUAUAUAAGGAAUAAAUCAUUGAUUAAG
Messenger RNA from Fopius arisanus, 3016 nucleotides. It is a transcript of the gene AP-1-2beta, whose product is annotated as adaptor protein complex 1/2, beta subunit. The record is from RefSeq and is a predicted model, not a curated record. Gene Ontology annotation, cellular component: membrane coat; clathrin adaptor complex. The coding region runs from base 96 to 2885 and encodes 929 amino acids. Gene Ontology annotation, biological process: intracellular protein transport; vesicle-mediated transport. NCBI's taxonomy places the organism in Eukaryota, Metazoa, Arthropoda, Insecta, Hymenoptera, Braconidae. Gene Ontology annotation, molecular function: clathrin binding. The transcript has 7 exons.